AUGUUUGCUCUAGCUGUAGAUCGAAGGAAAACGUUGAAAGCACAUUUGGCUUGGCGACGCGCAACCUUCCAGCAGGCAAGCGGCAAUACAGCGGUACCUCUGACCUUGAAAUUCGCUAAUGAACCAGCCGUGCUCCAAGAAGAAGAACGCGAAGAAAGCAAGAAGAGGAAGACCGGUCUGGGACGGCGGGAAUUGCGGAGGCGAGACGCGGCGGUGUUGUCAGACUUACCGUCAAAAUUUCUCGUUUACUGA
Acanthoscelides obtectus is the source of this 252-nucleotide messenger RNA. Lineage: Eukaryota; Metazoa; Arthropoda; Insecta; Coleoptera; Chrysomelidae. The record is from the annotation of a GenBank genome assembly.